AUGAAGAUUAUGCUCCUUUUCCUUCUUUUCCUAUACUGCGUAAAUGCUUUUAAAAAUACUCUAAAAGACGGAGUCUCGUUACAGAUUUUUAAAAAAACAAAGAAUGAUUUAAGUGUCAAUUACACGAAAAAGGACAAGGACUUUUUACGAAGAAAACAGAUAGGUAGUUCGUUAAAAAGUACAUUUGAUGAUAUCAAGCAGAUAAUUUCAAAGCAGCUAUCAGUGGAAGAAGAUAAAAUUCAAACCGAUUCAAAUUUUACCAAAGACCUAGGAGCAGAUAGCUUAGAUCUCGUCGAACUAAUCAUGGCCUUGGAGGAAAAAUUUAGUAUCACCAUUUCCGAUCAAGAUGCCCUCAAAAUCAAUACAGUUCAAGAUGCCAUUGACUUUAUAGAAAAGAAUAAAAAGCAGGAUGCAUGA
This is a messenger RNA of Plasmodium malariae, 417 nucleotides long. RefSeq names its product acyl carrier protein, putative (gene ACP). The transcript is spliced from 3 exons. Gene Ontology annotation, biological process: fatty acid biosynthetic process. Lineage: Eukaryota; Apicomplexa; Aconoidasida; Haemosporida; Plasmodiidae. Bases 1 to 417 code for a protein of 138 amino acids. Gene Ontology annotation, molecular function: acyl carrier activity. The record is from RefSeq and is a predicted model, not a curated record.